GUUUUGAUUUAAGAGCUGCAAGCUUCUUGUGCAUGAAUUGCAGAGAGAUAACAGACGCUGACAAAAACGACUAUAUUUUUUUCUGGAUUUUGGCUUGCACGUGCCAAAACAUCUAUCAGUUAUCUGUUUUGCGAAGAAUUAUUUACCAUGUGGUAUCAUCUGAGGCAUAAAUCCCCUUUGAAUUCUGAAAAAAUGUUUAUCAAUACCAAAGAAGAAAUUUCAAAGGAAUCUGGGAGAAGUCCAAUUGUGAAUGACCUUUUGUUCUCAAGGGCCUUUAAGGAAUGGGAGCUUUGUCGCUUGAAUAUCAAGGUAAAAAUAAAGAACAUGAGCACAGUGUCUUAUCCCCCUUGUGGGAAAUCUCCCGUAAUGGGCUCUUCAAACGGGAAUGUCAAGUUGAAACGCCAUGCCUCUGCUGGAAAGGUUCUAAAUCCACAAAACGAAAGAGAAAGCAUCCAAGAAGAAGCACUGAGGUUUGGUGACUUGGUCAUUAAAUCGGACAAGGACGUAGCAAAUUUUCGAAACAGAAUUUACACCAAAAUAAAAAAAACACAAAAAAGGAGAUGUGCGGAGGCUCAGCUUUUAAAGCUGCGAAGGUGGAUUCUUGUAAAAGGUCAAAAUCCGAUGAGACCGGUCUUCUUCUCAGUGUCUGCCGUCAUGGAAUAGGGCUGGGUGCAAUCAACAUGCACGAAGGGGAAUCUAUGACAUACACUUUAUUUCUCCAAAAACUUGUAUUUGGAUUGAACUGCAAAUUUUUCUGCAAUGAUGUCAUUUGCAGUUACGAAAAAUUUGUAAGAAAAGUGGCUAUAGCUUUUCCGGAGUAUCAGCAGAUGACAAGUAAAAUGAAAGGCAUUUUACCCAGAAUGCACGCCAAAGCUCAUCAUUGGCCGUGUCCGAUUCUCUAUAACCCCCACUGGCAGAAAGGAGCUGGUCUCACUGUUGGCGAGGAGCACGAGCAAGUUUUUUCUAAACUGUCUCUGUAUGGUAAUGUAACGAAGCAUAUGAGCAAAGCAAACCGGAUGGAUUUACUUUCUGCUGCAAUUCUGUACUGGAACUGGGGUAAAAUUGAAAGAAGGCCUUCGAUUCUCAGUAAACGAUUAAAAAGGGCUUCGAAGUGUGUAGCGGUAUAUAAUGAUAAGUUGACCUCUCUGUUGAACUCCAAUCAGUGUAACAUUGAAGAUCUUCCAGAAAUCUUAAAAGAAUUGAAAACAAAAUCCCUGGCUUAUCUUGGAUCACGACAAAACAGAAAGACUCCUUUUAAUAAGCAGAAACGAAACCUUGUGGGGCUUUUCAUUCAAAUGAAGAAUGUCUCUUUUUUUAUCUCCACUCAAGCCGGUGACUUUACAAAAAAAAUCUUACUUAUAAUUUUCCACAGUUAAUUGUUAAAUUACAAUUAACAAAAUUAAAAAUUACAGACAAAGCUUUGUCUCAAGAAGCAUUUGCGGAAGUGGAUACAUAAGCCAUAAAAAGGGUAUGAAAAAAAUUCUAU
Molecule: messenger RNA, 1486 nt
Organism: Daphnia pulicaria
Lineage: Eukaryota; Metazoa; Arthropoda; Branchiopoda; Diplostraca; Daphniidae
Exons: 7
Coding region: 561-1376 (271 amino acids)
Source: RefSeq, a predicted model, not a curated record